This is a messenger RNA of Morus notabilis, 3094 nucleotides long. Its product is annotated as probable alpha,alpha-trehalose-phosphate synthase [UDP-forming] 11. Bases 264 to 2852 code for a protein of 862 amino acids. Gene Ontology annotation, cellular component: cytosol. Lineage: Eukaryota; Viridiplantae; Streptophyta; Magnoliopsida; Rosales; Moraceae. The record is from RefSeq and is a predicted model, not a curated record. Gene Ontology annotation, molecular function: catalytic activity. Gene Ontology annotation, biological process: trehalose biosynthetic process. The transcript has 3 exons.
UAUCCCAUUUCCUCUCAGAAAGUUUCCCUUUUAGAGCUCUAGAGAGAGAAACAGCAACCAAUCUCUCUCUCUUUCUCUCUCUUUAUCUAUUAUGGAAAGUGUAUCAUCGUCGUCUCCGAUCUUCAUAAUCCCCAAGAUUCAUUUUCCUCUGCAACACCCACAUAUAAAUUAAAAAAAGAAAAAAAAAUCACCUCCCACAAAAAACCCAAGAAAAAAAAAAAAACCUUUUCUUCUAUUUUCUCGCUGGUUUUCUCGUCCCAAACAUGUUCUCGGGAUCUCCCUUAGACCAUCUAAACCUCCUCUCCCUCGACGACUUCUCCGCCGCCGCCACCAACCGUCUUCCCAAACUCAUGAUGACCAUCCCGGGAGUCCUCUCAGACUACGACGACGAAGUCGUUUCUCCCCGACCAAAACGCAUCGUCGUUUCCAACCACCUCCCGAUCAAGUCCUCCCACGAUGCCUCCACCGGAAAGUUGUCGUUCGAGCUCGACAACGACAGCCUCGUCCUCCAACUCAAAGACGGCUUCCCCUCCGACUCCGAAGUCAUCUUCAUCGGCUCCCUCAAAAACGACAUCGUCGUCGACCCCUCCGACCAAGACGACGUAGCCGCUUACCUCCUCGAGAAAUUCAACUGCGUCCCGACUUUCUUGUCGUACGACAUCCAGAACAAGUUCUACCACGGUUUCUGCAAGCACUAUCUCUGGCCUCUGUUCCACUACAUGCUUCCCAUGUCCCCCGCCCAAAACGCCCGGUUCGACCGGGCCCACUGGCUCGCUUACGUCUCCGCCAACAAAACCUUCGCCGACAAAAUCAUGGAGGUCAUAAACCCAGAUGAAGACUACGUUUGGAUUCACGACUACCAUCUCAUGAUUCUACCGACACUUUUGAGGAAAAGGUUUUAUCGUAUCAAACUCGGGUUUUUCCUCCACAGCCCUUUUCCGUCAUCGGAAAUCUAUCGGUCUUUGCCCGUCCGGAACGAGAUUCUUCAGGCUUUGCUAAACUGCGAUCUCAUCGGGUUUCACACGUUCGACUACGCCCGACAUUUUUUGUCGUGUUGUAGUAGAAUGUUGGGUUUGGAUUAUCAGUCCAAAAGGGGUUACAUUGGAUUGGAAUAUUACGGAAGAACCGUUAGUAUUAAGAUUCUCCCCGUGGGAAUUCACAUGGGUCAGCUUCAGUCGGUUUUGUCGCUGUCCGAGACGGAAGAGAAAGUGAGGGAAUUGAGAGAAAAGUUUAAGGGUAAAUUUGUUAUGUUGGGUGUUGAUGAUAUGGACUUGUUUAAAGGGAUUAGUUUGAAGUUUUUGGCGAUGGGACAGCUUUUGGAAGAGCAUGAGUGCUUGAGAGGGAAAGUUGUUUUGGUUCAGAUUACGAACCCGGCGAGAAGUAAAGGAAAAGAUGUACAAGAUGUUGAGGAGGAGACUAAUUCCAUUGCUGAAGAGAUUAACCGAAAGUAUGGAGAUGAGAAUGGAGAUUACAAGCCGAUAGUUUUCAUUAAAGCAUUCGUUAGUACGCUCGAGAAGGCUGCGUACUAUGCGAUUUCGGAGUGUUGCGUUGUGAAUGCGGUGAGGGAUGGGAUGAAUUUGGUGCCUUAUGAGUACACAGUUUGUAGGCAGAGCAGCCCUGUUUUGGACAGUGCAAUUGGGGUUGAUGACGAUGAUUGUGGACCUAAGAAGAGUGUACUAAUUGUGUCGGAAUUCAUCGGAUGCUCGCCGUCUUUGAGUGGCGCGAUAAGGGUCAAUCCUUGGAACAUCGAUGCCGUCUCGGAUGCCAUGAAUUCGGCGCUCACUAUGCGGGAUGAAGAGAAAAUACUGCGCCAUGAGAAGCAUUAUAAGUAUAUAAGUUCUCAUGAUGUGGCCUAUUGGGCUAAGAGUUUUGAUCAAGAUCUUGAGAGGGCUUGUAAGGAGCAUUAUUGCAAGAGGUGUUGGGGGAUGGGUUUUGGUUUGGGGUUCAGAGUUGUGGCGCUGGCACCGAAUUUUCGGAAGCUUUCAUUGGACCGCAUUGUCUCGUCUUAUCGCAAGACCAAGAGCAGGCUGAUCUUGUUGGACUAUGAUGGAACUAUUAGCUCACAAAGUUCUGUUAACAAAGCUCCUACUGAAGAAACUAUUAAGAUGCUGAAUCAGUUGUGCAGUGAUCCGAAUAAUGUCGUUUUUAUCGUCAGUGGAAGAGGAAAGGAUUCUCUAAGUGAUUGGUUCUCUCCUUGUGAGAAAUUGGGUAUUUCAGCUGAGCAUGGUUUCUUUACAAGGUGGAGUAGGGAUUCUCCAUGGGAGACUUGCUCUAUAACAAUGGACUUUGAUUGGAAGAAAAUUGCAGUGCCAGUAAUGGAGCUUUAUACGGAGGCAACUGAUGGUUCUUUCAUAGAGCAGAAAGAAAGUGCAUUGGUUUGGCAUCACCAAGAUGCUGACUCUCAUUUCGGGUCAUGCCAGGCUAAAGAGCUUCUUGACCACCUUGAGAGUGUGCUUGCUAAUGAGCCUGUUGUGGUUAAGAGAGGUCAACACAUAGUUGAAGUCAAACCUCAGGGUGUGAGCAAAGGCUUAGUUGUUGAAAGCCUCAUCUCCACAAUGCAAAGCCAGGGUAAGUCACCGGAUUUCGCCCUGUGCAUAGGGGACGACCGCUCCGAUGAAGACAUGUUCGAAACCAUUGCCCGGUCAUCCAACAAGGGCGCCACGUCCUUGCCGGCCAUUGCCGAGGUCUUUGCCUGCACUGUUGGUCAGAAACCAAGCAGAGCAAAAUACUAUCUUGACGAUUCGGAUAAAGUCAUCAAGCUGCUCCAAGGCCUUGCUUCUGCUUCAGCCUCAGCCUCAGCUCAGCAACAACCAAAAUUCAUUUCUUUCAAAUCAUUUGAAGGCUUCCUUUAGAAUGUUUCUUCACAUAGAAUUUUAGAUCUUGUGGGCCCUUUGGUUUUAUAGCGCUUUGGUGAUGUCUGAUCUUAUCUUUGUUAGGAGAGGGUAGAUAUUGUCCUUUUACAGCUAAAUGAUAUUACCUUGUACAGAUGAUGAUAGUUACAUUUUUACAGGGUCCAUCUGAAAAACGAAUACUUAGAAUACUUUUUAAAAAAAAAAUAAUAAUAAUAACUACAUUUUAUGUUCUUACAGGAAAA